CCGGCCAGCAGCUGUCCUGGUGACGGCACCUCAGCGGCAUCGGCAGCCCACGUCAGAGCAACUGUAGCCUUGCACCAGUGCCUCUAGCUCCAGGUGCCGAGCUCACAUUGCGGAUUGCCUCUAUCGUACCUCGAAGCAGCAACAUCAUCAACCACGAAAUCCAAGCUUCAUCGAGCCGACUGUUUCUACUCUGUCCUGACAUCCCCUUGCCGGCUUCGACACUUCCACCUAGCCACACACGUUUCCCACAGUCGACACCAGCGCGCGCAUCAACCAUGCCGAUAUCACCCAUUAUUACGUUCAAGGCGGGCAUUUGCGACGUAGAUCAAACGUCGAAGCCGUACAAGGUCACGCCCCAAGCUAGGCCCGGCUACAUCUACCUUUACUCCGACGAUGAUUUCAUCCAUUUCUGCUGGCGCCCUAGAGAUGCCCCUGCGGACGAGCCCGAGCUCGACCUCGUCAUGAUCCCCGAGGACGGACACUUCCUUCCCUACGACACCAAGUCUCCUGCCCAGGCCUCCGCCAAGACCAACGGCCGUAUUUUCUCGCUCAAGUUCUCUUCCUCGUCACAGCGCCAUAUCUUCUGGCUGCAAUCGAAGCCUCAGGGUCCUAACGGCGACCCGUCUUUCCUGAGCCCAAGAGAUCUGAAGAUUGGAGAGAUCGUGGAUAAGCUUCUACAGGGCUACGAGGUGGAUGUGAACAGGGAGCUUGCUUCACUCAGCAGCGGCGGUGGUAACAACCGCCGAGACGAUGAUGACGACGAGACAAUGGAAGACGUUGAGGGCCACGGAGACCCCAAUGCCCACCACGAGGGCGGUACUGGCGGCGCUGGUCCUGAUGCCACUGGUGGUGAUGUCAGGAGGGAGGGCGAGGACGCCAGAGAAGGAGGAGCAGAUGGAGCAAGAGCGGCAAAUGCUACGAAUGCCGAGGCGGAUGCGGCUGCCGUUGUACGGAACUUCCUCGAGUCCCUGAAAGGCACCCAAGGGCUUGCCGGAGGUCAAGCCCAAGCUCAAGGCAAAUCCUACCCUUUACUCAACGAUCUUCUUGAAUCCUCAGUCACGAUCCCGAUGCUCGAUUCCGCCACCGACGAAUAUGUCGACAACCUCUUGAACUACCUACCCCCAACCGUCAUUGUCAUGUCUCAGCAAGGUGCCAGCGGUACUGAUGCCAUCGAGGUUGAGCCUAGUGCCGCGUCUGUUGAGGCCGCUCGGCAGGCUAUGAGCCAGGAUCAGAAG
Neurospora tetrasperma FGSC 2508 is the source of this 1235-nucleotide messenger RNA. RefSeq lists its product as uncharacterized. Gene Ontology annotation, biological process: ubiquitin-dependent protein catabolic process. The annotation marks the transcript as partial. Gene Ontology annotation, molecular function: endopeptidase activator activity; ubiquitin binding; proteasome binding. Gene Ontology annotation, cellular component: cytoplasm; nucleus; proteasome regulatory particle, lid subcomplex. NCBI's taxonomy places the organism in Eukaryota, Fungi, Ascomycota, Sordariomycetes, Sordariales, Sordariaceae. The record is from RefSeq and is a predicted model, not a curated record. The transcript is spliced from 4 exons.